Betta splendens (Siamese fighting fish) is the source of this 4492-nucleotide messenger RNA. It is a transcript of the gene trib2, whose product is annotated as tribbles pseudokinase 2. NCBI's taxonomy places the organism in Eukaryota, Metazoa, Chordata, Actinopteri, Anabantiformes, Osphronemidae. Gene Ontology annotation, cellular component: nucleus. Gene Ontology annotation, biological process: positive regulation of proteasomal ubiquitin-dependent protein catabolic process; protein phosphorylation; regulation of MAP kinase activity. The transcript has 3 exons. Gene Ontology annotation, molecular function: mitogen-activated protein kinase kinase binding; protein kinase activity; ATP binding. The record is from RefSeq and is a predicted model, not a curated record. The coding region runs from base 1785 to 2822 and encodes 345 amino acids.
UGUGUGUGUGUGUGUGUGUGUGCACAUGCGCUGCUACUGGGACCUAGAGGAAUAAAGGUUACUUCGAACACUUCUGUCAGUGUGUCGCGUCCAGCUGCAGGCAUUCCUCUCAACGCCUCGACGCGGAAUUGCACAAUCCUGUUGUCACAGGAUUACGUCCCAUCACAACAGGGUUUUUUCUGGUUGUGUUCUUAGUGAUGAUCGUCUUAUAUAUGCUGCUAGAGAACAUUUAGUUUAUUGUAUUUAUAUCUACAUGAAAUCAGCAGUCGUGUACAGUGUUAUAUUUGGCCUAGAUGACGUCAUAAUGGUGUUGGUGCCAAUCAUUAUCUCUGCUGCCUAUCGGGUAGAGUAUGUCUAUAUGCUAUUGUGAGGGAGGGAUCCCCCUGGCUUUCAUUUCAGGAGGAAACGCAUUUGUAACACAGCAUGUACAGUAGCUAUACUCUCACACUCCCACCUCCCCCUCCUCACCCCUCCUCACCCCCUCCGCAUCCAAAUUACCAGCAUGCGCCGCAUUUAGAUUCCUGGGGGCGUCGCCGCGCCACAUGCUCUCACAUGACCGCGCCGCAUAUUCUAUCGCAGGCGCGAAGCCAAUGGGGUUUCGAUACGGUGGUGACGUCAAGGGGGCGGGUCAGUGGGCUCGCGCGCGUGUGUGUGUGUGUGUGUGAGCCUAAGUGUGUGCGAGCGAGAGCCGCGUGUGAGCUCGCGCGCGCGCAGGAGCCCCCUCCGCCAGCCAUCUCUCUCUCUCCUCCCUCCCUCCCUCUCCCCCUCUCUCUCUCUCUCUCACUGUGUACAGGCGCAGUGUGAGCAGUGUGAGCAGCUCGGCUGGCCUCCCUCCGCUCUGAAUGGACUAGAUUCCCAGCCACGUAAGAAGCACAGAGAGGAUGUCCUGCUGAAUCCAGGGAUAGGCCUGGGAAAGUCGGCCGGCCGUCCCUUCCUUCCUUCCUUCCUUCCAGCAGCAGCUCACCCCAGCACCCACAAAGACAGACCGCACUUCUCUUCCACUGGACCACGACGAAGACCAGCGAGGACGUUCACUCCAGCGCGCGGCGACCUACGUCAGUGCUCCGGAUGCGCCUUUCGUCCUCCCGCGGUGCAUCACGUUCGCCGUGCACGGAUACGAUCCCGGGGAACAAGGCCGUGCACUGACCUGGUACUAGUUAGCCGGUGACGCUAGCCAGUUAGCUCUGCACCUGCUAGCCAUCGUUUGUCUGUCAAAUUUCGGCUAAAUUUAGCGGCCACGCGCAGCUCGCGACGCUUUAAACAUUCGCUGCUUGUUGUUAUUUGGCGCUCGUGCCUGUCAGUCGUAUCCAGCGGAGUGUUUCUGUUUUAUGAAACGUGCCACAGCAUUAACCGGCAAGAUAAGCUAGCGGACGAGCUGCGGGGUCUCCAUUCAUUGUAAAAGCUCCCUUCGGCUGCCUUUGUUGCAGCGGGUCUGUGUUGAUGCUCCAUUUCUAGUCGACGCGGGACAGCGGCUCGGUUAUUUGAUCUGGCCUUGAAUGGAAAACAACGGUGCCACAAGAACGAACGAGCUCUGCAGAAAAUCCCGGGGCUCUUUUUGUUGCAUGAAAACCAGCGAGCCUGUUGAUAAUCCGUCACCUCCAGCCGCAGCGUGCGGUCCAGUCGAGCCUUCGCCUUCGCCUUCGCCUUCGCCGCCGUGUUCGCGUUCGGCUGUUGCUUUAUGAAAGACCCCUGGACGCGUUUUUAACGUCGCACCGGCUUCACGACUCGGAGGAGGAAGGACCCCCCACCACCACGAUUUUGUGGAGCUACCGCAUUUGUUCCUCAUGAACAUACAGAGGUCAAAUCCAAUUAACAUUUCACGUCAUGGGAGAUCGCGGCACAAAUCGCACGAUUUCGAAGAAUUGUCUUGUUUACGGACUACAGAGUCGCACCAGAGUUUCAGCCCCAACCUCGGGUCCCCCAGCCCGCCGGAGACCCCGGACUCCUCGCACUGUAUCUCCCGCAUCGGGGACUACCUUUUGUUGGAGCCGCUGGAGGGAGACCACGUUUUCAGAGCCGCCCACCUGCACAGCGGGGAAGAGCUCGUGUGUAAGGUUUUUCACAUUGGCAGAUACCAGGAGUCACUGGCAGCCUACUUCGCCCUGGGGCAGCACCAGCAUAUCAACCAAAUCCUGGAGAUCCUGCUCGGGGAGACACAAGCCUAUGUAUUCUUUGAGAGGAGCUACGGCGACAUGCACUCUUUUGUCCGCACCUGCAAGAAGUUGCGUGAGGACGAGGCUGCCAGACUCUUCUAUCAGAUAGCCUCGGCUGUGGCACAUUGCCACGACAAUGGACUGGUCCUUCGUGACCUCAAACUGAAGAAGUUUGUCUUCAAGAACGACGACAGAAGCUUUGUGAAGCUCGAGAGCCUUGAGGACACUUACAUCCUGGAGGGUCUUGAUGACUCCUUGUCAGACAAACAUGGGUGCCCGGCCUACGUCAGCCCUGAGAUCCUCAACGCCAGUGGCAGUUAUUCGGGCAAGGCAGCAGACGUCUGGAGUCUGGGCGUCAUGCUUUAUACCAUUCUCGUGGGCCGCUACCCUUUCCAUGACGUUGAGCCCGGCUCCCUGUUCAGCAAAAUCCGCAGGGGUCACUUUAACAUCCCGGAGACUCUCACACCCAAGGCCAAGUGCCUGAUCCGCUCCAUCCUCCGCCGGGAGCCCGCCGAGCGCCUCACCUCCCGGGAGAUCCUGGAGCACCCCUGGUUUAUGUCUUCCGGGGCUCUAGGGGGCGCCGUUCUGCACAGUCGGGGGGAACGGGAGCAGGAGCAGAUGGUGCCCGAGGUGAACAUGGAGGAGGAGCUAGAGCAGUUCUUCAGCUGAGCAAGCGCCAAGCACAAACGGACGACCCCGCCACGGUUGGCUCGCCACGCUCACAGCAGAGUCAGAAACAGUAGUGUAGAGAUUACUAGGUGAACAUUUGUCACUCAUAAUCAAGGUGUUUCCAUCCUGUUUCGUUUUCCAUUGUGUCUUGGAAAACCUGGCAUGACAAAUGGCAUCUACGCGUCACCUGGUGACGCGCGUCCCGCCCAGAGGCGCUGCCGCCAGACAUGCAAGUUGCAAACAAUGUAGCAAAAGUUCUUUUUUGGAUCUGUUCGGUCUAAUGUGGUGCUCAUAAAAGUAGACACAUUCAUUCUGACACUAUGGAAAGCAUGAAGGGACAGACGUACACAGGAAACCAAGAAGAACAAUUCAAAACGAACUGCAACACCACACCCUCCCUUAAAGGCUCGUUUUUCCUGUCCAAGCUUUGGGUGGAACCGACUUAGACCACGGACCCAGCGUCAGAAAUCACAGCUGCAAGUCUCUGUCUGACCUGGUGCCAUCGGCUUCUCUUUCGUCGCCAACGUGUUUGACCUCGACUUUGCUUCUCGCCCACAUUUAGUUCUGUCGCCUCUCAUUUGUCUCGUUUUUGCGUUGCUGAAAGUCAGUCGAUGGCCUUUUAAAUGAUUUCGACGCGUCGGCGUCGUCUCAUCCUGAUCCAGUCACCGCCGCAGCUUCAUUUUCCAGUGUGAUGCGUUUGUGUUUGUUCGACCCUCUUGUUAUUGCUGCUUUAACAUCACUCCCACAACCUCAGUCUCAGAAACAGCUGUUUUUCUUUUCUUAACCUUCAAACAUAGCAUCAUGCACUUGAUGAGUUCAAAUUAGCUUCCUCUUAUUUAAAUUCACUCUUCAGUUUUGGAAUGAGAACGUAACCUUUAUUUAAAUUGUAACAGCUAUAUAUAUAUAAAAUAUAUAUAUCUAAAUAUAUAAAUAAAUCUAAAUAUAUAUAUUUAAAACUACAUUGCAGGGUUUUCCUUUCUUCAGAGAUUCAUUUUUCAUGUAUAAUGUAGGCAAUACCUUGACACAGGACAGAUGCAAUGAGGAAAACACAUCUGUCUGAAGAUUUAGAAAACAUCAAAUAUCCUACGUGCCAGUAUUCCUGCGCCCCGACGGCCCGCGCCACCCGGUCUCCCUCGUGACUUUACAAAAACAUGAUACGAGACACCCAGCGAUAGUAUUUGUAUGACAUGCUCACUCCAGGACCUCGUGUUAGUCUCCUCUUGCUUGCGUAGGUUCUGUGACACGACCAUGCUCGGAAUGGGUACACGUGGACACGUUUUGUCGUAUCUCAAUGUUACUUGAAUUUGUGUUUUUAUCUAGUCAUUGGCAUGUGCCCCAUGAAUGCUAUAGCCUGCCUAGCAGGGGGGGCUGAGGGGUGGGGGGAGGAGGGUGCUUGUUUUAUAAGAAAAAGAAUAACAGAGAAAAUCCUCAGUUUGCUAUUAUUCUAAGUUGCUUUUCGCUAAACCUUUUUUGCUUUUAUUGUUUUCGUAGAAGGAGCUCCCUUUUAUUUAAGUUGGUGCUGAUUUGGUGCUAAUGCUCGGUCCUUUUCCGUUUCCGUUUCCUUUGGAGGGUGGUGCAUGGUGGGAUACCUGCCUCAGAUGUUCUGAUUGUAUUGUAACAGAUUCUGGUGUUUUGUCCAAAUUUACUCAGUAAAUAAAUUGUGAACGGCU